GUUUCAAAGAAACAUUGAAAGGAGCAUGUUCAACGAAGAAUUUGAUUAUUUUCCAGAUCACCAACGUGCUAUGCGUUUUGAAAAGCCUUUGCAUGGACCAAGCCGUGGCCCACCAGCACCACCUCAUAUUAGACCUACUUUGGGAAUAAGAAGAAGGUUGAUGCCUGAGAGUGGGCCACCUCCUCCUAAUUUUAGAGGUCCUCGUGAACCAAUGUUUGAUAAUGAAUAUACUCAACCGCAUGGAAUGCCACCUAUAGCCAUGUCUGGUUCUCAAAAUGUAAAUAGGGGACCUCCUGGUCCACAUUUUAGUAGUGGAUCACCUCAGCAUAUAGGAGGAGGUCAGUUCAAUUCUCCUCGUCAGCCUCAGCCAGGAAAAGCUCCAUUUCCGAGACCACCAAUGAUUCCACCUUUUGCUGUACCUCCUCCGGGUUUUCCUGGAUCUGGAGUUCCCCAGAGUCGAAGUCCUCAAACAGAUAAUCAUACAACACAAGCUGCUGCUUCAAAUAAUCCUAAUAUAUCUAAUAUAGACCUCAGCGGAGAACUUUGGGUUGAGACUAAAACGGCUGAAGGAAAGCUGUAUUACUAUAAUGCUAGAACUCGUGAGUCUGCUUGGACAAAACCUGAAAAUGUAAAAAUUUUAAACCAAGAACAAAUUGAAGCCAUGGCUGCAGCAGCAGCUACAAGUUCUGAUUCUGUUUCAAGUCAAAAAAAUGAAGCUCAGAAAUCUAACUCUCAAAUGAGCACUGCGGGACCUACUCCUAAUCAGUACUCCUUUGUUCCAGUUGGUCCUAUGCCUGGAAUGGGCCCAAUUCCAGCAUCUGGUAUGGGUAUGCUUCCACCGCCAGCAUUUGGAAUGCCUCCACCACCUUUUGCAAUGCCUCCACCAGGUUUGAUUACUGCUCCAGGGUAUCCACCUUUUGGUAUUCCACCACCAGGUUUUCCUGCAGUUGCUAUGGGAAUUCCUACUCAAGCACCAAGUGUGUCUACAGCAGAUACUUCUACUAUUGUUCCUUCUAGCAUUUCUGAAAGUAGAAAUAAUAUAGAUGAUACUGCACCAUCUAAUGAUAUAAAAAGCAAAACAGAAGAUUGGGCUGAGUAUAAAGCUAGUGAUGGGAGAAUAUACUAUUACAACAAACUAACAUCACAAUCUACAUGGGAAAAGCCUCAAGUUCUGAUUGAUGCUGAAAAUCUUGAAGAUGUAAAGCCAGUAACUACUGAAUCUUCAAAUUCAGACGUUUCAAAUGAAGUUGUUGCAGAUUCUGGAGCUACUGCUAUGGAAGUUGAUGAACCUUCUGAAGUAAAAAAUGAUGUUGAAGAAUCUGAAAAAGAAGCACAGACUGUCGUUAAGGUAGAAAUUGUUGAAAAUGGAACUGAUGUAGAUGGGGAAAAGCAAGUGACUGAUGAUUCUUCUAUUCAACGGGAAGAAAAAGAACAAUCUGAUAGUGAACCAGUACCAGAAACACCUCCAAAACCAGUUGACAAAACGCGUCCUGUUUCAAGCACUCCAAUUCCUGGGACUCCUUGGUGUGUUGUGUGGACUGGUGAUAAUAGAGUAUUUUUCUUUAACCCUAGUUCAAGAUCAUCAGUCUGGGAGAAACCCGAUGAACUGAAAGGCCGAACAGAUGUUGAAAAAUUAAUUCAGGUUCCACCAUCAGGUCAAGUAGAAUCUGCUAAGGAAACUGAGAAAUUUGAAAGUGAGUCUACACCAGAUGCCAAAAAAAUAAAACUUGAAGAAACCGAAGAAGAAGAAAAACCCAAAGUAAAACCGGAAACUGAACAGGUGGUAGUAAAAAACAGUAUUACACCAGGUAAAGAAUCAGCCAUUGAAGCUGAGUUACGAGCUGCAAAAGAGCGUGCCCAUAUUCCUUUAGACAUACGAAUGAAACAGUUUCGAGAUAUGUUAGUGGAGAAAGACGUGUCAGCUUUUUCCACAUGGGAAAAGGAAUUGCACAAAAUAGUAUUUGAUCCUCGUUAUCUACUGUUAACUUCAAGGGAACGGAAACAGGUGUUUGAACGCUAUGUUAAAGAAAGAGCUGAAGAAGAAAGAAAUGAAAAAAGAAAAAGGAUGCGUGAGCGUAAGGAAGACUUUCGUAAACUCCUGGAAGAAGCUUCAUUAACUACUAAAUCAACGUUUAGUGAUUUUGCUCAACGAUAUGGUAAAGAUGAGCGUUUCAAAAUGAUUGAAAAAAUGAGGGAGCGAGAGUGUAUAUUUAAUGAUUACCAGCAAGACCUUCGUCGGAAAGAGAGAGAUGAGAGGUCCUGUCAAAGAGAAAAAGUUAAGAAAGAUUUUAUUGAGCUUUUAAAAGAACAGAAAGGAUUGGAUAAGCACAGUAGGUGGAGUGAUGUGAAGAAAACUAUUUCUGAUGAUAUUCGUUAUAAAGGGGUUGAUAGCAGCUCUUUACGGGAGGAAUGGUUCAAAGAUUAUUCAAGUAAAUUGUCUCGGGAUGAAGAUGAUGCAUCUAGGGAACGUGAGAAACAGGAAAGAGUUGAAGCUAGUAUUCGUGAGCGAGAAAAAGAAGUUCAACGUACCUUGUCCACUCAUUUAAGAGAACGUGACAAAGAAAGAGAAUUGCAUAAGCAUGAUGAAGCUGUGCAACACUUUAAGGCAUUGUUGACUGACUUGGUUCGUACUCCAGAUGUAUCUUGGCAUGAUGUGAAGAAAACUUUAAGAAAAGAUCAUAGGUGGGAAAUAGUUGGGUGUUUAGAACGAGAUGAAAGGGAAAGAGUUUUUGAUGAACAUAUUAGUUUUCUUUAUCGGAAAAAGAAAGAAAAGUUUCGAGAGCUUCUUGAUGAAACUCCAGAUAUUACAUUAACAUCAUCUUGGAAGGAGAUAAAAAAAUUAAUAAAAGAUGAUCCUAGAUGUUCAAAGUUUUCCUCCAGUGAUAGAAAGUGUGAAAAGGAAUUUAAGGAAUAUUUAAAAGAUAAAAUGGUUGCUGCUAAAGCAGAUUUUAGAGAACUUCUCAAAGAAACUAAAAUUAUUACUUACAAAUCUCGAAAACUGAUUGAAGAGAGUGAUCAUCUUCUUGAUAUAGAGAAAGUCUUGCAGAAUGAUAAACGCUAUUUAGUUUUACAAUGCAUAGAAGAUGAACGACGUGAACUUUUGAUGUCAUACAUUGAUACUUUAGAUAGAAAGGGUCCACCUCCACCACCAACAGCUUCAGAACCAUCAAGACGUUCCACAAAGUAAUCUUGCCAUUUGUAUCAUCUUUGAUGUCCAGACGUUAAACAUUUUACUUCAUACAAUUCUUUUGGCACAUGUGGAAUGUAUUUGAAGAUUUCUGAAAAUGGUUUUUAAAGACUACUUUAAUGAAAAGUUCUUUAGAAAUACUCAUGGUUUUUUUUUUUUUUAAUUCUAGCCUUUUUUUUAAUUAAAUAUUUAAUGAAUUUGAACUUUGUGAUAAUGUCAAGUUUUAAACUAUUAUCCAUAUAAAAUUAAAUAAUCAAAAGUUUAGAUUAAUUACCAAGUAAUUGUUUGUUGUUUGUUUGUUUCGGACGAAACUUUUUUUAUCUGAAUCUUAAUAUUUGAUUUGAUGUUUCCGCUCAAAUUCUAAUGAAACCUUCCCACAGUUUCUAUAAUAAAUGAUUCUUAUUAACAUUUACAGAUAACAAGCAUCAUUAACACAAAGUAUCACAUCUUCAUGAAUCUGCUGUACAUUGACAACUUGAAUUAAUCAAAAUUUUAUAGUUUAAAAAUUAAAACUGCUGAAAUUUAUCAAGGUUUUCAGAAAUAAAUUUAUCAGAAUUUUGUUACAGUUCCUCAGUCUGUUCAAAAGCUUUUAGUGGGUUCUUAAAAUAAUGAGGUUGCAGUUUUAAUAGGCUAUCAUAUCUCCAUAUUACUAGAUAUAAGUAUUUUUGAUGCUAGAACAAAUUUUUUUUAAUACUCAGGUGCUUUAGUUCAGCAUGAAAUUAGACUUGAAACUAAACAAAAUGACUCUUGCUGUUCCACCAUGAUAUAAUUAAGAUAGCUGUGGUUUCAAAUUUUUUUAAUACUUGGCCAUUUUAACAGAAUUAUGUAAAAUC
This is a messenger RNA of Stegodyphus dumicola, 4020 nucleotides long. Its product is annotated as transcription elongation regulator 1-like. Gene Ontology annotation, molecular function: RNA polymerase binding; transcription coregulator activity. The record is from RefSeq and is a predicted model, not a curated record. Gene Ontology annotation, cellular component: nucleus. Lineage: Eukaryota; Metazoa; Arthropoda; Arachnida; Araneae; Eresidae.